This is a messenger RNA of Trichoderma asperellum CBS 433.97, 2469 nucleotides long. RefSeq lists its product as uncharacterized. Gene Ontology annotation, biological process: regulation of DNA-templated transcription; DNA-templated transcription. Gene Ontology annotation, molecular function: zinc ion binding; DNA-binding transcription factor activity, RNA polymerase II-specific; DNA binding. The record is from RefSeq and is a predicted model, not a curated record. Lineage: Eukaryota; Fungi; Ascomycota; Sordariomycetes; Hypocreales; Hypocreaceae. Gene Ontology annotation, cellular component: nucleus.
AUGUCAUCAGUGGACUCAGCAACGCAGCGUGAUGCCCAGGAAAAGCUUCAGAAGACCAGGAAGCCCUUAUCUUGUAUUUCCUGCAAAGUCCGAAAGCUCAAAUGUGACCAUGAAAAGCCGAUUUGCACUCGGUGUACCAAAGCCGGCAGCGAGUGCAUAUACCCAGAAUCAAGACGCAAGCCGACCAUCCAGCGAAGCAAUGUCAAGGAACUGGAGGCUAGACUGGCCCAAGUAGAGGGCUAUCUCAAGGAAGCUACCGAAGAUAGUCGAGACGUGAAAAGAGGCAAAUUCGAUGGCAAUCAAGAUGGUGAUGAUUGUACAGAGGAUCGACCGAGAGCCGCGACGUCAACUGAUGAAGAAGACUCCGCCGCCCUGGAUGAGCAGACUAUCCCACCAGGAAACUUUACCCUUCCCAAUCAUUUUGCUGAUCAGGCCAAAUCUGGUGAUAACCUUCCUUUCGAACUACCAGACUUCGAAUAUCUGAAUGGCCAGAAAUUCGGUAAUGACGAGCUGAUAGAUCUCAGCAUGUCAGAAUCACUGCCCCCUCUCGAAGUUAUAGAAGAAUUGCAUGAACAUUUCUUUUCCACGCAAUACCACUACAUGCCGGCUAUACACUCUGGCCGCUAUUAUCAGGCAUUUUACGGUGGUCCUCUGAAGAAGCCGGCCAUGUGCCUGCAGUAUGCUAUCUGGGCAAUGGGUGCACUGUGGCACCCCAAGUACGAUCGAUGCGCCGAUGUAUUCUAUAAGAGAGCUCGAUUUUAUGCUGAGGCUGACGAAAUGAGGGAAUGUGGAGAAUAUUUUGUUACGAUUGCGCAUGCUCAAGCCUGGGCCCUCAUAUCUUGCUAUGAAGCGAGAGCCAUGCUUUAUACCAGAGCGGGAAUGAGCUGCGCUAGGUGCUGCCGUCUUGUGCAUAUGCUGGGCCUUGAUAAAAUCGACGGGUUAGAUGACAGUCCCCCUGCGACCUUGGGCCCUCCACAAGAUUGGAUAGAGCUAGAGGAGCGCAGGAGAGUCUUUUGGGUGGCAUUCUCAUGCGAUUCUCAAUCAAGCAUCGCCACUGGCUGGCCUAGCUAUAUUAGUUCUGAAGACAUCAUGACUCGACUCCCAGCCAGCGAAGAGGCUUUUGCGUCUGGCCAGGAAGAAGAUUGCCCUUUUUUAGAUGAUGUUAUGAAAGGCGCACCUUAUAGCGGCUUUUCUGGCUCCCUUGUUCUUAACAAAAUUUUAAAGGCGAUCAUGGCUCAUGUCCAUUUGAUUAGACCAUCUGACCGACCUGAAGAUGCCACUCACGGAGAGUUUUGGAUGCGUCAUCGUCGUUUAGAUAACCAGCUGUCAACUCUGUUUAUGUUCAUGCCAGAGAGGUUCCGUCUUCCUGAGAAUUUACGGGAUCCUCUAGCAACUUACAUCAACCUGAACUUUCAUGCAUCUGUUAUUUGCUUGCAUCAUGUUGCCCUUGAGGUGAUUGGAAAGCAAGGCCUUGGCGAUCCUUUGAGAAGAGACAGUCGAUACCUAUUGAAAAAUGCCGCCGACGAGAUUGCUAGCAUUGUUAAGAUGGCAUCCCACCAUUCAUCACUAUUUAGCAACCCCUUGUGUGCCUUUUCGCUAUAUAGCGCGACAACGGUGUACGUUUACCUGGCCAAAGAGGAUCCAUCUACAGGAGUAAAUCCUAUCGACAUGUCCAAUCUUGAACUUAUAAUCAAUGCCAUGGAAGCUAUCGGACGAAUUCAUAUGACCACAUGUGCCUUCUUGCAGCAAACUUGUCUUGAUAUCGACAAUAACGGCCUCUCAUCAAUCAUCAAAAUACCAGUCCUCUACCGAUAUCGCAAUUUCUUUGGCGGCCCUGCUUCCAACAUUCCCUUGCUAGCUCGAAGCCCAAUCUCAAAGCACACGCAAAUGAGUUCUCCAUUGCCCGGGCGACUGCCCCUUGGCAAACCCCUAGGCCACUUACGACCAAUGAACAUAAGAAUGACAAAAUCCGUUCCAUUAUUGACGGGUGUGACGGCACAAAUGAGCAGAAUGGGCAUCACAGAGAGCUUCCGGCCUGCUCUUGGUGCUAUAUCUAGAAAUUUGGCACCCCGGUCCACUGAUAGCAUUCACAAAAGGAAGCGAGAAUCCCCGAGCUCUCAGUCCACAACAGGUACGGAUACAGAGAUACUUAUGGCAGCGAUACGUAAUGGAUGUUUUCGCGGCGCACCUACAUCAGGAGAUUUUACAACUCCCCAUCAGACCAAUUCACCACACUUUUAUUUCUCACCCGUUGGCCAAGGAGCGGGCAGCGAUCCGGGAUCCAGUAGUAGCAGCGCAUGGCCGGGCAACGCAGGAAGUGACCCAGAGCAUAAUUUAAGUGAUUUCCAACAAGAUCAGAGCGGCCAACCAUUCGCUGUCUGGCAGCUAGAUGAUGAUAUGAUGAAUUUUACCGAAGGCUUCUCUACUGAUAUUCCGGAUAUAAACGGCAACUCACAGGGUUUUUUCUAA